This is a messenger RNA of Macrosteles quadrilineatus (aster leafhopper), 1077 nucleotides long. RefSeq names its product protein SCAR-like. Gene Ontology annotation, cellular component: nucleus. The record is from RefSeq and is a predicted model, not a curated record. The coding region runs from base 1 to 1077 and encodes 358 amino acids. The transcript is spliced from 3 exons. Gene Ontology annotation, biological process: regulation of transcription by RNA polymerase II. NCBI's taxonomy places the organism in Eukaryota, Metazoa, Arthropoda, Insecta, Hemiptera, Cicadellidae. Gene Ontology annotation, molecular function: RNA polymerase II transcription regulatory region sequence-specific DNA binding; DNA-binding transcription factor activity, RNA polymerase II-specific.
AUGGCGUCGUUCGGGAGCCGGCGUGAACUUCGGGAUCAUCUUCGGGUGACCCACCUCGUCAGCGUCUUGUCGACCCUGGACGAAUGGGCCGGUCUCAGCGAGGACGAGGACGAGGACGAAGACACCAACGGGGCUCGUCAGAUGCUCGUCGAUAAUGUUCGGGAAGAGAGCCAUUCUGCUAGUAUGCGGGAGGAGGCAGACAAAACGGCUGGUCCAUUGUCAGGAAUUAUGUCACCCUCUUCUGUCGCUGCCACAGUUGACAAUAAUUCCAAAGGAGAAAGUGUCAAUGACGUCGAUGACGACAAUGUAGACCACAACUCGUCACCCGACCAUUCUAUUAUCGAUUUAACGACCCCAUCUCCCACCGGCGCUUCAUCGGUGCCAUCGCCGCCGCCGCCGCCACCACAGUCCCAUCAACUCUGGUGUCCGUGGCAGCAGCAGCAGCAACAGACACCGACACCCCCACAGCCAUCACCACCGCCCCCAGCGACGCGAUUCGUUUGUCCGGACUGUGGUCGAGCCUUUGCCAGAAGAUUUUGCCUUAGAAGACAUAUGGAGGCCAACUGUCCGGCAACGACAUCCCUCAAGAGAUUUCAGUGCCCUGAGUGCGGCCGCCAGUUCAAAACUGAGUACAGCAUGAACAGACACUUGCGGUUUCACUGUAGGUCGAAGAGGGUGAAAAUAUGGGGCACCGAGAAUUCUCCUCCACCACCCCCGCCGCCACCACCGACACCGCCUCCACCAACUGCAGGACCGUCCAAUCAAUAUGGAGGCGGGGGCAGCCAAGGUAUUAGUUACAGCCCUAGUGGUAGUGGUAGUGGUAGUGGUAGUGACGAACCGUCAGAAAUUCCGGGGAAUAUUGCACCCGAGAACUUUGAAGAAGUCGAGACGGCGUUUCGCGGACGAUUGAAAACAUACAGAUUACGUGACGAAGCGCCCUCUCGGCUUACUAUCCCGGAGUUUCUGACUCAAUUGUUUGAGGAUCUUGUAACGCUUAUGCACCGCAUAUUGGAACACGUGACAGCCGUAGAGACCAACCUGUGGUUAGAUUGCGAAUUCACGAACGUUCACGACUAA